UGAAUUUAUAAAUACAAGUCAGAAUCACUUGUCGAUUCUAGUGAUUUGUAAAUCCUCAGUGUUAACGGAUCAUCCCCAAAAAAACACAAAAAAAACAUGAAAUUUAACAUCCUUUUGGUAUUCGGUCUGGUUUGUCUGGUGGGUUUGUCGUUGGCAAGACCGGCUGGAGAUGAAGAGUACGCCGAAUACGAAGAAGAACCGGCGCCACCACCGAAGAAACCCGCCAGAGCACCGCUGAUCGGAAGACGGAACCCUCCGGGCGCCAGGAACAACAAGCCCGCCUCCUCGACCACCACGACACCUCAACCAAAUGAAGAAGAACCAGCAGAAGAAGGUGAUUAUGUGGAAGAAGCCCCGGAAACCAGUUCAACGACAGAAGCACCAAAGAAAUUCAUCAAAACUGGAAUGGUCAGACCUUUCAGAAGCAACGAUGAUCUGUUAGCCAUCCUCAAGAAAAAACGCGCUGAAGCUGUGAACAACAAACACUCUUCACCCAAAGCCCAAGUACAGAGCGAAGGUGAGGAAUCUGCGCCAGCACCCUCGGAACCAGUUUCGAAGCCAUCCAAAGCCAACGGAAGGAGAAAUCGUUUCCAGAAAGAAGCGAAAAGCGAACCAGCCGCAGAAGAACCGGCACCAGCUGCAGCUCCCGCAAGGACGGGCAGAAGGUUCAACAACAGAAGUUAAUAAUCGAAUUUUAAUUAUUCAACUGUAUCGUGAAGUGUAGGAAAAAAUUAGGGAACGAAACGAGAAUUUCAUUUAAUACUUGAACCUUUUCAUUUCGAAAAUUGGUUAUUAUUUAUUGUCCUAGAAUUUGAAAAGUGGCGAUUCGUUCCCUACGAUUUUCUUAUAAGCCUAUUUCAUUUAGGUAUCAACAAUAGAUAAUAAGUGUCGGAAUGUUAAUUGUAAAAAUAGUUCUUUUUUUUAAAUUGUAAAUAAAUUAUAUUAAUACAAAAU
Molecule: messenger RNA, 954 nt
Organism: Aethina tumida (small hive beetle)
Lineage: Eukaryota; Metazoa; Arthropoda; Insecta; Coleoptera; Nitidulidae
Exons: 4
Coding region: 97-684 (195 amino acids)
Source: RefSeq, a predicted model, not a curated record